Messenger RNA from Phytophthora infestans T30-4, 2421 nucleotides. RefSeq lists its product as uncharacterized. The coding region runs from base 1 to 2421 and encodes 806 amino acids. The transcript has a single exon. The record is from RefSeq and is a predicted model, not a curated record. Lineage: Eukaryota; Oomycota; Peronosporomycetes; Peronosporales; Peronosporaceae.
AUGACUCGACUACUUCACCGACUUGCUGGUUUCGUCGCCCUCACUUGGGCAACCAUCGCGAAUGCUCAAUCAGCUCUAAACACCAGCACUCCUGGCAUCCAAGACAUAAGUUUUGGCGUCGGGUGCGGUGAAGGCGACUACCCGACUUUCACAAACGACUCGACCAAGCAACCCCGGUUUGCGUACACGGUCACGAAUCGGCUGGCAGACUUCAUCUCGGUGCACUUCACCAAUUUCAAUCUUCCCAAGAGCGACUACAUUCAGAUACGUGCGGCCAAUCCGAACGACCAGGAAACGACUGUGCUAAGGUACAACGGGUACGACACCAGUGGUGUCUUCUACUCCACAGCUCUCCAGACUACGUCCAUCGUCGUUGAGCUGUUCACUGCAAACGCCGAUCCCGCUGUUGGCGCACAAGCAGUGAACACGUUCCUGUGUAUGGGUUUCACCGUUGAUAAUUACCGAUUCCUAGCGCAACCAGCGAACAACGCCUUGUCCGGCCUAGAGGAGGUGUGCGGCGCAGAUGAAAGUCAGCAAGCGGUAUGCUACGUGGCUGACGUGAGUGCGUUCAAGGCUGCAGGUGCUGUGGCUCGCUUGUUGAUCCACAAGUCAACGGGCUCUUAUUUCUGCACGGGCUGGCUGGUGGGAUCGGAAGGCCACCUCAUUACGAACAACCAUUGCAUUUCAGAACAAGCACACGCUAGCAACACGGAGUUCGAGUUCAACGCCCAAGGUGCGACUUGCAGCACCAACUGUAACCGGGGUAUGGCAUGCGGCGGUAGGGUGCGAGCGAGAUCAGCGACGCUCAUUUACGCUGACGCAGCACUCGACUAUGCUCUUGUUAAGCUUCCGAUUAACUUGUCCGGUGAGUACGGAUACUUGCAGAUGCGCGAAACGGGAGCAGUGCUAUCCGAACGAAUCUACAUUCCUCAACACCCUGCUGGAUGGGGCAAGCGUAUCGCUUUGAAGACAGACAAUGGGUGGGGCACCGUAACUUCGUUGACCAGAAGCGGCUGUGCAAGGGACCAGGUCGCCUACAUGCUUGACACACAGGGUGGUUCUUCUGGUUCACCCGUCCUUGCUUGGUCCGACAAUUCAGUCGUCGCCUUGCACCACUGCGGUGGAUGUCCCAACACGGCUAUCAAUGCGAACAAGCUCAUUACCGACAUGAGGACACGCAACAUUCUUCCGGAGAACGCCGUGUACGUUGCGGCGUCAGUUCCAACUUCUGCUCCUACCACUUCGCCUCCGACCCAAGCCCCAACUACUGCUCCUGCUCCAACCACCAAGACACAAGUGGACGGGACGAUCACUUCGACUGCUACGUUCACGUCCGUGGACUACGUGGACUUUAAACUCUCGUCAGAGGCAGCAGUGGAGCUCGAUAUCCUCUCAAUGGAAGAGAAGGCGGGCGGAGGUUACGUGGACGUCAACGGGGAUUGCAACGCUGGGUAUCUUGACUCGAGUAUCAUUCUCUUUAGCCUUGACGCUGCCGCUGGCGCGACGACUGUCGUCUCUGCAAACGAUAACGCCCCCAACGGCUAUGGAAGUGCCGAUGGAUCGAUCAGCAACGCCGACUCGUAUCUGUACGUGAAGCUCUCAGCUGGCAACUACCGAUUGGCAAUCAGCGCAUCGGGUCUCACUCCAACACAAGCAGCAAGCAAGCAAAUGCCGUUGUCUCCUAACGUUCGCGUUUGUGACAAGGGAACAUCAAACUAUGGCAGCUACAGACUCACCGUCAGUACCAGUGCGACCAUCACUGGUACUUCUCCAGGCACCUACAUUGGUUCCCAGUGCAGCGUCGCGGCUCCGAACGCCCCAUACACUCAAUGUCCGUACCACCGAGAAGCAGCUCUCGCCUAUGCCACUGGCGUCGAGGGAUCAAUCGUCCGUAGUCAACGUGCUGUGUCCGUGGACUACAUCCCAUUCACCGUUCCUGCUUUCAACCGCAUCACAAUGGAGAUCGCAUCGUAUGGAAGUGCCGACGGCAACAGCUUCAUCGAUAUCAACGGAAACUGCCAGAGCGCGUACAUCGACGCUGUGGCCUACCUGUUCCGCGCCAAUUCAGCUGAUUUGUCAGUCGCUGACCUCGUGAACUCUGGUGACGACGAUGACAACUUUGUGAAUCGCUCUCACUACCGCUCCAUCAGCUUCCGCGACCCGUACAUCUCACUGGCUUUGCCCAAAGGUGACUACGUUCUCGUUGUUGGACGCUACCCAUUGAGUCUUGAGGAUGCCAUCGCGCGUAAAAGCUCAACUUCCGUUGAUAAACUCACUCCGGAGUCCUGCGGCAAGAAAUCCGAUCGUGGCAACUAUCUCGCCAUCUUGAGUUCUGGUGAAAAGAUGAAUAUCACCUCACCCCGCUCAUUUUCCGGCAGCCGAUGCCGCAGCAACAUUGGCAAACAGGUUUGCACAGCUUAA